Messenger RNA from Brenthis ino (lesser marbled fritillary), 918 nucleotides. Lineage: Eukaryota; Metazoa; Arthropoda; Insecta; Lepidoptera; Nymphalidae. The record is from the annotation of a GenBank genome assembly.
AUGCAAGCCAUUCCGUUUAGAGUAUUUAAAUAUCAAUCUACAUUACCUGCCCUGUGGGCGCGGUCGCAGCGCGAGGUGGGUAAUAAGGAAGCUGAAGCGGCGCUGAAUCAGUACCGUCCGUCUCCGCGCUCCUGCCGAGCGACACCUGCCGCUGUAUUGAAGUAUUCGACACACGUAUUGGCACAGGGCGGCCGUGUUUGCCGUGUGCAGGAAAAUUUCUCUCGGAGUCGCACUAUCAGCGCCCCCGCGCCGUCGCGUCCCUCGCCGCGCGCCUUAUAUACUCGCCGCGCUCCCGGACCUGGCACACUGUCCCGUGCUCUACAGUUUACAACAUCUCCUUGCACUACCAAUUUUAAAAUGGCCAAAUUCGCCGUCCUGUUCUUCGCUUGCUUGGCCUUGGCGUCAGCAAGAUUAGUUCGUCGCGAAGCACCCGCAUCCUCACCCUUGCAAGAGCUGGAGAAGCAUGCGAUCGAGUUCCAGAAGACAAUGACUGAGCAGUUCAAUGCGCUCAGCAACUCCAAGAGCUCGCAGGAUCUCAGCAAAGCCUUUAAGGAAGGUUCAGACUCCUUGCUGCAGCAGCUCUCCAGUCUGUCUACCACUUUGCAGAACGCGAUGAGCGACGCCAACGGCAAGGCCAAGGAGGCGCUGGAGCAGGCGCACACCAAGCUGCAGCAGACCGCUGAGGACCUGCGCAAGUCGCACCCCGAGGUGGAGCAGCAGGUCACUCAGAUGCGCGAGAAGCUGCAAACCGCUGUCACGAGCGCCGUUGACCAAACUCAGAAAUUGGCUAAGGAAGUAGCGGCCAACAUUGAGGAGACCAACCAGAAGCUGGCGCCACAGAUCAAGCAGGCGUACGACGACUUCGUGAAGCAGGCCGAGCAGAUGCAGAAGAAGUUGCACGAGGCUGCCAACAAACAA